Pseudophryne corroboree (corroboree frog) is the source of this 5455-nucleotide messenger RNA. Its product is annotated as dynein axonemal assembly factor 8-like. The transcript is spliced from 32 exons. The coding region runs from base 228 to 4973 and encodes 1581 amino acids. The record is from RefSeq and is a predicted model, not a curated record. NCBI's taxonomy places the organism in Eukaryota, Metazoa, Chordata, Amphibia, Anura, Myobatrachidae. Gene Ontology annotation, cellular component: centrosome.
UGGGCGUGGCAUAGAACUGCACCUGUGUGCAGCGGUAACUACAGGUCGGGUGGGCGAGGCUGUGCGGCGUGUGGGCGUGGUACUAACCGGGCGACCGCGGCAGCACUGGGUGACAGCCGGUAGCUCUCGGGCAGUGUCUGGCGUCUCGAGAUCCCAGGAGCAGGCUUUGGGGGUAGACAUGGUUUCCAUGGACACAGGCAUAUAACCUAUUCCUGCAUGUUCACUAAAUGGAUUCCAAGCACAUCAAAGAAGAGGCUCCUACUUCCCAGCCAACGUGGACUGGAGUCUGUAACUGGGAGUCUGUCCUCACCACCGUGUCGGCGCCAUCUCUGGAUUCUGACGAAGGCUCCCUGUCUGACUGUGAGUUGGAAGAUGUGAAGAUCUUUCAGAGAGAGGACUGCUCUAUACUUGAUUUACCUGAGGAACUCUUCUAUGAAGAACAGGAAUGUAUGAAUAAGGUUGUGGCUGUACCAGACACUCCUCCGACAGGAGACUACAUAGUGGAAAAGUGCAGUAUUAAGUCCCAGGUGACAUCAGAUGUUUCCAGACUUAUACCAGAUAGCGAAGCCAGUCCAACUACAUCCCAUCUUAAAACUGAUGCAAAGCCAGAAGACGCAGCCAGAGAUGUUCUAUCAGAGAGAAAAACUGAGAUCAAGGUUGAUGAAUGUGAUCGCUUGCAUAGACUUAAGCAAUCUGCGAGCAAUCAUUUUACUGCGCAGAAUCAUGUGCUGGAAGAUAGAGGAUCUAGUGACCAGCAUGAAAUUCCACUGAAUGGUCAGCUGGAAUUGGAACCAAUCCAGCUCUCAAUGCCGUCCCUGAAGCUGACAGACCAGUGGGACCUGAACUUGCUCCUUCAGCGACUGACAGAGGAGGGAAUAGUGACAGAAGUAGUAAAGGAGCCACUUUCCGUACUUCCUAUAGAGAACAGUUCCAGGAAGCGACAGGAUCAGGUCAUGGAGCAGUUGAUGGAAUUAAGCGUCAGACAGUCACAGACCGUGACUCCUGGUCAGGAUCUGACAGAAGGGCGCAGAAUACUCAGUCACAGACCAGGUCUUCUCCAAGCAGAAACACGCCUGUGUCUUAGUAAUAGACACUCAGAAAAUAUCCCCACUGUCGUCAUAGACCUGAGACCUUCAUCAUCUAAUAAAAGCUUAAAGCCUGGAGCAGAAACACCAACACAGGACAAUCUGGAAACAAAAGACUUGCCACAGGACAGGCCAGAACAUACAGGUAAAAGCAUAUUACUGCGCCAGCUUCGCCACAUCAAGACGCCGCCAUGUUCAAACUCUCCGCACCACAGUGCACAGAAGCCUACCAAUAGCGGGUGUGGACACGUGGACAGGACUAUACCCCAUCAGACCAGAAGAAUACGGAGACUGAGGAACAGGAUGAAUGUCAGUCAGGGAACCCCCAUAAUUGAGGAAGGCAAGCAGGAACAAGAGGAUGGUUUUACAGAACAAGAAAAUACAGAGGAAGCCAGUAAAAGCAGCCAGGACUCCCCUGAUAAAGUCCAGAGCAACUGCAGCACGGAUGAGCAGGCCCCGAAGGACAAGCAGGAAAAGGAAAGAAGAAGGAGACAGAGCAUGCACACCCAGCUGGACGGAAUGAAACCUCAAAACUCUGUCGACGGCCGGCAGCCAAUGGCAGAACAAACACCAGUUCUGUUCCAUCCGGAAGCUUCAUACUGCCCAGAGAUAGACUCCCUACCAGUGAGAAGUGAGGGUGAGAGGCUACUCCUCACUGUACGUCUGUCCAGUUGUGGUCAGGUUAUUAUACCAGGACUACACAGCAGUCGCUGUCCAGUGUCCGCUCUCUCCAUGGCCAAUACCUACCACGCGUUGCUGGUCUGGUUCCUCUCCUUGGUGUCACCAUUAAACCCUCACAGUGAGGGCACUGCCCCUUUCCAGGUACUGGGGCUUCAGCAAGUGUGGCGAGAGGAAGGACUGGCGUUGUACGUGUGUAUCUCCCCCCAUGGUGUACCAGUGCAGAGUACUCCCAAGGCCCGAAAACACAAGGGCAAAGACGACCAUCGAGGGACAUCAAGUUUUUACCAGCAGACGUCUCUGUUCCUGUCACAUAACACCCUACACAACAUCACCUGGUGGAGCGAGGCGGUAAUACAGCAGCUGCUGGGACAGCUUUUCCCAUUGAACCUAGAUGUCUCGGCCAUCAAACUGAGCAGCAUAGUAAUGUUGAAUCCUGACCCACAGGCAGUGGAGAAAGUUUUCUCUUUAUCGUCUGGAUUCUUCUGGCAAACACUGGAGACUGAGGAGAGGUUGAGUCCACUUUCCCCCGACAUCCUCAUGGAUAGUGAGAUGGAGGUGCUCCCUGUCACGUUAUUUGACACUCUUCUGCGCGAUCCCGUCGCGUUUCACCAUGCUUUACACCUGAUUCUCACAGCAGGGCUGGAUGUGUGUGGAUUAAGACUGCUGUACCCACAAGCCUCUACUCAACAAUUAAAAAUAGUCUCCCUACCUCCUUUUAUUUCUGGAGGGGAUGCCAAUAACCCACCAGUCCUGAUUUUGGUCUUGCGUGGACACCAUGCAAGUGAGAUAUGGGGGAACAUUUCAGGCCCUAGUGACCCCCAGCUUGCCCGUCUGACAGACCCAAACUCAAUAAAUGCCCUGUAUGGUCACACAAGAGAGGAUACCCUCCUGUAUUACCCCCGAACCUCAGGACGCAUAUGGAGGGAUCUCAGCUUGUGGUUUGGGGGAAGGAUACCCAGUAAUGGGAACUUAAAGAUUGGCAUUCAGAAUCCACCAAAGAAGAGCACACAACCCAGAUCCCAGAGCCCCACAGAAAAGUGCCUGCCCCCUGCACUUCUGACAGCCACCACUAGGGGAGAUGUGUUUCUCGCGGUCUCACCUGUCGUACCACCAUGUGCUAUUGGGGACAUUAUCGACACAUGCUGUCAGCGAGGAUUUGCCCUGCAUGGCGUCCGUAAUAUCCGUUUCUCCGCUAAACGAGCUGCCAUGUUGAACAUGUCUCCAUCACAGCUGAAAGUCUUCUGCCAAAAUAUGCCAUCCACCCAACCGCAGCUUGAGCCCUGCACGUUCAUACCUGGGCCACGCCUCCACAGCUUGCUCCUCCUCCUACGGAAGGAGAAUGCAGCACAUCACACACCGGCUCUCCUCCACGGACUAAUGAAUGAACUGGCUGAGCAGGGACUCCUGGGUGUCAUCCGGACAAACCUAUGUCAUCUUGGUGAUCUAAAUCCCAACUUGUGUUUCCAUGCAGCACCUUACUCUGACAGUCUGCUGCAGGGCCUGGGCGGAAAUUUACACGCUGUGCCCGACCCCAGCUCUGUGGUGCUGAACUUGCUCUCCAGGCAGCCUUUCACCACUGACCCCGAAGUUGAGCAAGUUGUGAUCCUGACCAUGAGUGGGGUGCAGACCCUGCUAAGAGCUGGACAGUUCCUGCGCCAGAUCCUCAGACCACAGCCCAGAAAACAAGAGGAAAACUCAGCAGGUUCUGGAGUUCAAAGCUUCGAAGUCCUGGGGGUGAAGUGGCUGCCUUGCCUGAGUCGGCUUCAAGCAAAGGAAAUUACGCCGUAUGAGGUGGGAGAUCGGCCCUGGCAGGCAAGUGUGGACCAGCUGACCUCUACUCCGGCUCUGGUGUGUGCCUUGCGCCAAGUCCACGCCUUCACCACCCUGGCCAAUGCUAUCAGAGAGCUUGUUCCCACCACAGGAAAACUGCAAGCCCAGCUCAUUAUGUCUGCAACACCUGAAAUUGCUUUUCGACAGGCGGCCCUAAUUUUCACAGACUGGGACUUGGUUUCUGAUCCACAAAGCCGAUCAGUGCUAAAGUACAUCGCUCCUCCUGGAAUCCACUGCCAGCCUGCAGGCGGAGGAGAUCACAGGGGACAGACUGAGUCGAUAUUUGGUUACAUGCUGUUAGGCCCACCAUUGCUCUACACAGUUCUCAUCCUCAAACCAGGAGGCUGGAGCAGGAACUUGGGGAAGAUACUGCACAAAAUUGGAAUGCAGAGGUUUGUCUUGGUGGGACUGAAGCUGGUCACCCUGACAACGGAAGAUUCAUUAAAUAUAAUCCCCCCCGAGGUUAAACAGAACAAAGUUCUGUGCCAGUCACAUUGUGAUUACCUGACCUCUGCCCCCUGCCUCAUCCUGUGCCUCCGGAGACCCAACUCCAUUCUCAGGCUUCUAGAACUCAUGGGCCCGGAUGAGCCGCAUCAAUGUAAAGCUCAAGACCAAUUCCUGUGGAGAGCCCAGUAUGGCCUCAGUGCUGUGCAGAAUGGGAUGUACGUGUCGGACUGGGGCAUGAAGGCCCAACAGGGGGAUGCUGCUGUAGGGACCAGUGACGUGCGGUGGGGUGAGGCAGGUUCCACAUCUUACCAGGCCGCAGUGCGAGAUAUAAAGCAUUUUUUCCCCGAAGGGCUCAUCUGCGAUCAGCAGUCUGUUGUGCUAGAAGCUGAACAGAUCUCCAGACUGACACAAGAUGUCUUGUUCAGCAGCAGAACGCAGCGGCAGACACGGAAGACCCUCCUGUGCCAGCAGGGACAAUCACAGCGUAUAGAUCUGCCGUUUACUAGCGCCUUGUGCCAGACAACAUGCCUGCUGUUCCCUUCACGGACUCUAGGUGGCUCUUCACCAACGUACAUCCAGGGACUAGAGCAGCUGAUUGACAAAGCGUUCCUUGUCACAGGAGCACGGCUCACAGUAUUUGACCAAUCACAAGCUCAGAUUGUUGCAGAGUUAUACAGCCUAAAGAAUAGCCUCUCAGCUGAGUUCAAGGUUCUAAUUGAGGGCCCCUGUCUGGUAAUAGCUGCCCAGCGGGACAAUGCAGUAACCUGUUUCCACUCACUAAUGGGCAGUGAUAACUUGCAGAAUGGACAGAACUUUGUAGAAUUAGUCCUGAGUCCUCAGACUCAGGCCCAAGCCGACAAGAUGAUCAGCUGCUUUUUUGAUUCACUGACCCCUGACAGCAUUCACCAAAUUGUGCCUCGGGCCUCCUGAGAAAAGGAGGUACACGUCCCUUUCAUCAUCCCUCCAAUGACGAGACUCAAUGUCAUCCUGAUAUUUUAUGCAGGAGAGGUGCAUGAAGAGUUUAACCCAUCCGACUCUCGCCAGGUUUUCAUAUACAGACAACAAAGGCUUAUCUGGCACGGAUGAUGACGAUACCAGAGUUAUCUUUUAUAAGAACUGUUGGACUCCUGUCCUCACCACUUCUGUCUUCAUCUCUAGUGACCACCUGGACCUUCCGCUUAGCUUGAUCGAUCUCAUGGCCUGAAUGCUCUUUUACGUAAGAGAGUUCUCACCAACUCAAGCCCUGGAGUGCGGAGGCAUACUACAGUCCCUGAGAUGCCAGCGCUAUAAAUGUGUCUUCUCCCAGAGAGGUCAUGCCCAGUUUCUGUUCCUGUUCUUUAAGGUGGCUCAUGGCAGUUUGGUGUAAUGACUUUCGCUGUAAUAAAAGAGACCAGUGGGGGUCUUGUAAAACA